Messenger RNA from Papilio polytes (common Mormon), 1403 nucleotides. Its product is annotated as retinoid-inducible serine carboxypeptidase-like. Bases 45 to 1364 code for a protein of 439 amino acids. The transcript is spliced from 9 exons. NCBI's taxonomy places the organism in Eukaryota, Metazoa, Arthropoda, Insecta, Lepidoptera, Papilionidae. The record is from RefSeq and is a predicted model, not a curated record. Gene Ontology annotation, biological process: proteolysis. Gene Ontology annotation, molecular function: serine-type carboxypeptidase activity.
CUGACGUUUACAAUCAUUUGUUUCGAUUGAGCAAUUAUAUAAACAUGUUGUUUUAUAUAUUUUUAAUAACCGCUUUCGUAAGUCAUUGCUCUGAAGCUCAAUUCGGACCAUACAAGCAAGCAUCUGACUAUGUUACUGUACGUGAAGGGGCUCAUAUGUUCUACUGGCUGUACUACACAACGGCUCCAGUCCAACAUUACACGGAACGCCCUAUUAUAGUGUGGCUGCAGGGUGGACCUGGCGGCUCUUCUACUGGCAUCGGCAACUUCGAAAUUCUUGGACCACAAGAUCUGGCACUAAAAGACAGGAAUUAUACUUGGAUUAAAAAUUUCAACGUCAUGUUCGUCGAUAAUCCUGUGGGUACUGGAUUCAGUUAUGUUGAUGAUGUACAAUACUUGACGAAAACUAAUUUGGAAAUCGCGACAGACUUUGUGGAACUAAUGCGAGGAUUCUAUGACUCCCAUCCUGAAUUCGAAGGAGUUCCUGUGUACAUUUACGGCCAGUCCUAUGGAGGCAAAAUGGCUAUCGACAUUGGCAUUGAAAUGCGCAAGGCAGAGAAAGAGGGUACAUUGAAGUCAAAUCUCCGAGGCAUCGCCAUGGGUAACGCAUGGAUAUCUCCAGUGGAUGCUACAUUAACUUGGGGCCCGUUACUGUUAGCUGCCGGUCUGGUUGACCAAGAUGGCUACGAGAGUAUUCAAGCAGCUGCUAGAAAAGCUGAGCAACUGUUCAACGAAGGAUCCUACGUCGCAGCAACGAACCAAUGGGCGCAGACGCAACGUGCAGUGUUUGCUGCCACAACUAGUGUCGAUUUCUACGAUAUUCUGUCAUCAAGAAAUGUGACACUUCCCGACACGCUGAAAAGUGCUUAUGAGGCUGCAAGAGAAUUGAUGAUACGAGAUUCACCUCUUCAGUAUCGCAGCACAAAUGAUGAAUGGGAUAUUAACAUAUUAAUGAAUACGAGAGUAAAGCAAGCACUAAGAAUCCCCGAAAGAGUCCGCUGGCAGAUAUCAUCAAAUGCGGUCUUCAACGCUCAGAACGGGGACUUUAUGAAACCAGUCACUGAUGGCAUUGAAAAAUUACUAAACGAAACAGACAUUAUACUUACGGUUUACAAUGGUAAUGCGGACCUAAUCUGUUCUACUCCAGGACAAAUACUAUGGGUUGAUAGACUUGAAUGGGCAGGAGCUAAACAAUAUAAAAACUCCCCUCGUCGACCUCUCUGGGUGAACGACCGUCUCGAAGGAUAUUACAAAGCUCAUGGAAACUUCAGAUUCUUCUGGAUCAAUACAGGAAGUCACAGCGCACCGAAAUCUAGUCCAGAAGCGCUUAGUGCUGUUCUGCGUGAUAUGACGACGUUUGGAUAAUUUUAAAUAAUUGUUAAUAAAAUAAAAAUAAGAGUUUAA